Molecule: messenger RNA, 1686 nt
Organism: Suillus discolor
Lineage: Eukaryota; Fungi; Basidiomycota; Agaricomycetes; Boletales; Suillaceae
Exons: 4
Coding region: 1-1686 (561 amino acids)
Molecular function (GO): methyltransferase activity
Source: RefSeq, a predicted model, not a curated record
AUGCAGGGACCGCACUCCCCUGCCAAAGCAUUUCAGGCGAAGAAUCACUUCGCCACAAGACGGGGCAUGAUCCAUCAUCCUUAUCCUCCCCACCAAGCUCCUUACAUGCAAGCCUACGACCGUACCCUUCUUGACAACGAUCGAUUCUCAGAUGUUCUCUUGCAACGUCUCAGCACCAAUGGGACGCCGUCGUUUCUUACAUUCAACGGUAACCCACCUACUACUAUUCUUGAUGUGGGAUGCGGCGCAGGACAUUGGGCCAUUAGGGCUGCAAAGCAUUGGCCGAAAGCAAGGAUAAUCGGUAUUGACUUAAUUGCUCCAUCAAGCUUAAAUGACGGCAUUGCUGCGCCAUCAAAUGUAGAAUGGAGGCAAAUGAACUUCGUCGGGCACCGAUUAGGCUUCCCUAGUGACACAUUCGACCUUGUGCGGAUGGCAAAUCUGUCCCUGUGCAUCCCUCUUGAGAGUUGGGAAGAUGUUCUCAUGGAAGUCAUGAGAGUUUUGGCGCCCGGCGGGCGACUAGAAUUGAUUGAUGAUCAAGCCUUAUUCCCAACCGUGAAACCUUUGGAACGCGUUCCAGCUUCGCCGGCCGCCGCCAGCGUCUCUCCUUCCCGCCCUCAUUCGUACAUCGACUUUGAUGACAGCGACUCGGAUGACGAUGACGACUUCAAGAGCACACGGAGCUCCCUAUCCGAAGACGAAGAAGAAUCACCGCCAUACGAUGCUACAUCAGAAUGGACGAGACAUGAGUCCAAUGCGAAAGAUCUGGAGGGUCUGUUCGUCGAUAUGCUCUGGAGCAAGUACAAAAUCCGCACAGACCAACGAAGAAACAUACAGGAAGUUCUGGAUCAUGUUUUCGGCCGAUACAACGCCCAGAGAGUCGCGGCGAUGACUCUCGCCAUUGCACCUCCUGCACCAAAUUCAGACUUGGGCUCAGGCUCUGGUUCAGAUCCUGAUCAAGCGUCGGUGUCGAGCACAGACAGCAAGAGCCUGAAGAAGAAGAAAGGGAAAGUCUUCAAGCAGUGGAUUGCUGUUGAAUGGGACAAGAUCGAGAACAAGGGCAAAAAGGGCGACCGUUCCAGUGGAGAGAGCGUCCUGUCCCCCAUACCACAAUCCAUUAGUGCCAAAGCAGCCGGCCGUCUAGGUAUUCCCUCUUCUGCUGCUCCUUCCCCCACUUCACAAUCGCCCCGACAUUCAGUAAAUCCCCCACCCUCACGUCCUGCUCAAUCUCCCGGGUUGGUCCUGUGGCCUAACACGUUGAUUGAACUGGGGCCUUUCGAGCUUGAGAUGCACGCAUGCAAGCACAUGCAGAGUCUGCUCGGGUGCAAAGCUGCGCUGCAUGAGUACGCGCAAGAAUUCUUCCGUGACACCGACGGAAAUGCCCUUUUAGAUGAGGCAGUGUUAGAUGAUCUCAUUUGGGACUAUGAAUGCUUCCGCCGCAAGCGUUUCAACUGGCCCUCAGUGACUCCCGAAAUGGAAAAGUCUAUUCAUGAUGAGCCCUCCGUCACUCCUAAUCACAGACUUUCAACCGACGUACUCUCUAUUCGCCCACGUCCUCGAGGAUACUCAGACGCCAGUGUGAAACAACCCGAGUCAUCAUGUUAUUCGAAAGACGAGCUCACUUUCGUGCGCUCCAUCUACGUGUACACUGCCAGCAAGAAUACCGCCGACGAUAUCAUUUUAUCAUAG